Molecule: messenger RNA, 727 nt
Organism: Seminavis robusta
Lineage: Eukaryota; Bacillariophyta; Bacillariophyceae; Naviculales; Naviculaceae
Source: the annotation of a GenBank genome assembly
CGCAGCUCGGAAGCCAAAGAAUAAAGCAACGGCAAUUUUCCAACCCAAAACAAAACGGCACAUUUUGCCCCGUCAUCUUCAUUAUUUUUGCGUCGAACAAGCUUCCAUUUGACUUGCACCUUGCACUUCGUGCUGCACACUAUUUUCCAAGAUUGAGCCACUACUACAACCAGAAGAAAGAAGCAUGGGUGAAGAAGACGGCAAGGCAACACAUUACGAGGACUAUGAUUGGGAUGAGCUGCCAAAGGAUGCUCAGGAUGCUGCCACCGCCCUUGGCUACGACAAGGACAUGUGGGAUAAUGAUGGCAAGCCACCCAGUGACGACAAGGACUGGGAAGAACUGACCAAUGACGAACGAAAAGCAGCCGAAACGCUUGGUUACACUGAGGAGAAUUGGGACGAAGGCGGUGGGUUCUGCUGCUGCUGAUUUUAAUAAAAGAUGGACAAAAUUCGAAUAAUGUAGUGCGGAAGUGGAUUCCGUCUUGCUUUUGGACAAAAAAUCUCUGGAUAGAAGAAUGUUCUGUGACUGUUGAUGUGAGAGGUUAAGCGUGGAUUUGGAUUGACGGGGACAUGACAUUGGAAGGAGAAUGGAAAGACCGAGACAAUCAGCGAUCGAUUCGGUACUACCGGUAGACAAUGAGGCAAACCUAUGAUUCCCAUCCGGUUUUGUUUUCCAUGCAUUUUGCCCCGAUGAUAGUCUAUGUUUGUUAAUAGACCUGCUUUUAUC